Messenger RNA from Oryzias melastigma (Indian medaka), 2998 nucleotides. It is a transcript of the gene rasa2, whose product is annotated as RAS p21 protein activator 2. NCBI's taxonomy places the organism in Eukaryota, Metazoa, Chordata, Actinopteri, Beloniformes, Adrianichthyidae. The record is from RefSeq and is a predicted model, not a curated record. The coding region runs from base 68 to 2536 and encodes 822 amino acids. Gene Ontology annotation, biological process: intracellular signal transduction; regulation of GTPase activity. The transcript is spliced from 24 exons.
AUUCAUAAACGGAUAUGAUGAACCAGCGCUGAAUGCAUCGGAGCGGCAACAACAGACAGCCCUGACCAUGGCGGAAGAAGACGACGCUAAGAUCCGGAUUUUACAGAGUCUGCGGGGGAAAAUAUGUGAAGCUAAGAACCUUGGUCCGGUCUCAGGUCAGAACCGUCAGAGGGAUCUAUGUACGUUUUGCACCAUAAGUCUGGAUCAGGAGGAAGUGUUCCGCACCAAAGUGUUCGACAAAUCUGGCAGCCCUUUCUAUGGAGAGGAUUUUUACUUUGAGAUCCCGCGGCCAUUUCAGUUUUUAUCCUUCUACGUUUAUGCCAAGGGGGUUUUUCAGAGGGACUUACCAGUCGGCAAGGUGUCGAUCCGGAAGGACGAUCUGUGUAAAUACAGCGGAAAGGAGCACUGGUUUAGCCUGCAGCCUGUAGAUCCCAACUCGGAAGUUCAGGGUAAAGUUCACCUGGAGAUGCGGUUGAAUGAAGUGAUCACAGAGAACGGCUCCAUAGGUCAACAUUUACUAGUCCGAAUAAUUGAGUGCAAGGAGCUGCCUUUGAUCAGUGGCCAGAACUGCGACCCCUAUGCCACAGUGUCGCUCGUCGGGCCUGCCAGGUCAGACCAAAAGAAAACUAAAGUCAAGAAGAAAACGAGCAACCCCUGCUUUGAAGAAACCUUCUUCUUUGAGGUGACGCGGUCCAGCAGCUACUCCAAAAAGUCUCAUUUUCAAGUGGAGGAGGAGGACAUAGAAAAGCUGGAGAUCAAGGUGGACCUGUGGAAUAGUGAAAACCUGGCUCAGGAUGUGUUUCUGGGGGAAACCAGAGUCCCUGUUAAGGUGCUGCGAAACGAUCUCGCCCACAAAGCUUGGUACCUUCUCCAGCCCAAAGGGAACGGCAGCAAGUCCAAAUUUGACGACUUGGGAUCGCUGCGGCUGAAGCUGACCUACAUCGAGGACAUGGUGCUGCCAUCUUCCUGCUACAAACCGCUCUGCAACCUGCUGCUGAAAUCCCCAGACGUGAAGCCAAUCUCAGCAUCAGCAGCACACAUCCUGGGGGACAUCUGCAGGGAGCGAUAUGAAGUUGUUCUGCCGAUGGUCCGACUACUGCUUUACCACAAUCGCUUUGUGCCUUUUGUUUCUGCUGUGGCAGCGCUGGAGCUGGACAACACUCAGGAGGCUAACACUAUAUUUCGCGGCAACUCGCUGGCAACGCGCUGCAUCGACGACAUGAUGAAGAUUGUGGGAAAGAGUUACCUCGCUGUUACCCUGAAGCCUGUAAUAGAUGAGAUUUGUGAAUCCAACAAAACUUGUGAAAUAGACCCAAUUAAACUAAAGGAAGGAGACAAUGUGGAGGUCAAUAAGGAAAACCUUCAGGGUUACGUCCAGAAAGUUUUUUCUUCAAUCACCCAGUCCAGUUCCAGCUGCCCCCCUCUCAUGUGUGACGUCUUCAGGUCUUUAAGGCAACUGGCGUGCAAACGCUUCCCAGGUGACCCACACGUUCAGUAUUCGGCCGUCAGCAGCUUUGUGUUCCUGCGCUUUUUCGCCGUGGCUGUUCUUUCUCCACACUCUUUCCAGCUUCGUUCCCAUCACCCCGAUCCAGAAAUUUCCCGCACUCUCACCCUCAUCUCUAAAACCAUCCAGACUCUGGGCAGCUGGGGCAGUUUGUCCAAAAAACUGUCCAGCUUUAAAGAAACGUAUAUGUAUGACUUCUUCAAAUCAUUCCAAGAGGAAAAGUGCAUUGAAAAAGUUAAAAAGUUUCUUGAUGAAAUCUCCUCCAACAUCAGCAAGGAGUCCAGCGGCCUGGAGGACGCGGUGGUUCUUAAAGAAGGGGAAGUACAGAAACGCACUCAGGGGAAAAAGCGGCUCGGCAAGAAGAACUUCAAAAAGAGAUGGCUCAGAGUGACCAACAAGGAGCUCACCUACCACAAACACAAAGGGAAGGAGGCCAUCUGUAUCAUCAAUGUCAAGAACAUCCGAGCCGUGGAGAAGCUGGAUGAAAGUGCCUUUAACCGUAAAAACAUGUUCCAGGUGGUGCACUCGGAGAAGCCUUUGUACGUCCAGGCGGGAAACUGCGUGGAGGCCAGCGAGUGGCUGGAGAUCCUGGGUCAGGUCAGCCGCUGCAACGAAGGGCGGCUGGCCACCUUUCACCCGUCCAACUACACGGGCGGAGCCUGGCAGUGCUGCAAGAGUCAGAGCAGCAGCGCUCCGGGCUGCAAGCCCUGCACAACCACCAUGCUGGCCAACCUGCAGCUGGACAUCGACUGUGACCGGGAGGCAGAGAGACUUUUCUCCUAUCUCUCCUCAAACGACGUCAAGCUCCACAACAUGGAGGAUGCCUGUGCCAGCAUGGCCGUGUACCAGGGCCCCCAGCGAGAGCCGGAGGAGUACUCCAAGUUCACCAUCCAGGAACCCAAAGAGACUUUUCAGACACUCAAACAACUUCGGAACAUCAUGGAGGAGCUGCAGAGGCAGCACAACAUCCGCAGCGACACCACCGCACAAUACGGCAGCCUUGACAACCCUAUUGUAGGAAGAACCUCCUAACCAGAGGAGUGGGUGUGGCUUAAGCAGCCACGCCGCGGGUCUCUGAACUGUCCUUAAGGAGCCCCGCCCCAUCAGAGGAGGCGCCUCCAUGACAGAAACCCUCCGAGGUGAAGAGGAGCGACCGAGCCCUGCAGAGGCUCUCAGACACAGGCGGUUCCUGAUCUCCUCUCUGUGUCCGCUUCCUGGUCCGGCAGCGGCGUGGCGGAGGCGUCAUCUGAUGGUGUAUGAAUAGGCUGCUAUUUCCUGUUUUUAUUCACUCGGUUUGACAUCAACAGCUGUGAAAAUCCCUAGUUUCUAACAUCCAGCUCUUUCUCCUUAAACGUUGGAGUUUCUGGACUCCGUGACCUUUCCCCCCAGUCUCUGUGUUUCCUCCCGAACCAACCUUUUCUGUAUGUAUGUAUAUAGAAAUAUAUAUAUAUAAAGACAUAUGUACAUUUGAGUAGAUAAAACCAGUCUGCCUUA